AUGAUGAGGGAGAGCAUGGCAGUCACGGAGGCCAAGGUUCGUGGUGCCGUGGGAGGUCAACAGAUGGCGCGGCGUCGGGAACACUCGAUAGGAGAGGCCUGCGCCCACCCCGCUGAGGCCUGCGCACACCCCGCUGAGGCCUGCGCACACCCCGCUGAGGCCUGCGCACACCCCGCUGAGGCCUGCGCACACCCCGCUGAGGCCUGCGCCCACCCCGCUGAGGCCUGCGCACACCCCGCUGAGGCCUGCGCACACCCCGCUGAGGCCUGCGCACACCCCGCUGAGGCCUGCGCCCACCCCGCUGAGGCCUGCGCCCACCCCGCUGAGGCCUGCGCACACCCCGCUGAGGCCUGCGCCCACCCCGCUGAGGCCUGCGCCCACCCCGCUGAGGCCUGCGCACACCCCGCUGAGGCCUGCGCCCACCCCGCUGAGGCCUGCGCACACCCCGCUGAGGCCUGCGCACACCCCGCUGAGGCCUGCGCACACCCCGCUGAGGCCUGCGCCCACCCCGCUGAGGCCUGCGCCCACCCCGCUGAGGCCUGCGCACACCUGCUGAGGCCUGCGCCCACCCCGCUGAGGCCUGCACACCCCUGCUGA
Eriocheir sinensis (Chinese mitten crab) is the source of this 597-nucleotide messenger RNA. RefSeq names its product tropomyosin-1, isoforms 33/34-like. The transcript is spliced from 3 exons. Lineage: Eukaryota; Metazoa; Arthropoda; Malacostraca; Decapoda; Varunidae. The record is from RefSeq and is a predicted model, not a curated record. Bases 1 to 597 code for a protein of 198 amino acids.